AUGAAAUGGCAAGUACGGUUCUUCGUUGCGAGUGUAUUCUGCCUGGGCACUGUUUUCAGCCAUAUUCGAUAUUCGGUACCGGAGGAGAUGUCGAAGGGCUCGUUCGUUGGAAAUAUUGCUCAGGAUUUGGGAUUAGACAUUGCGAGGUUGGCGAGUGGAAGAGCUCGCAUAUAUGCUGCAGACAACAGUGAGUACGUCGAGCUGAUUCGUGACAAGGGUGUUUUGGUAGUGAGAGAAAGAAUGGACAGGGAAGCAUUGUGUGAGCAGACCUCGCCGUGCUCGAUCCAUUUUCAGAUUGUCCUGGACGAGCCCAUUGAAUUUCAUGGCGUUACGAUUUUUAUCCAAGACCAGAACGAUAACGCGCCUCAGAUUCUCUAUCCAGUACAGACUGGUGUCUCUCAUGUGGCUGAAAUGGUUCCUCGUUCGGCUGAUGUUGGAUAUCUUGUCACUAAAGUGGUCGCUGUUGAUGUGGACUCUGGACAGAAUGCCUGGCUCUCAUAUAAACUGCUGAAAGCGACAGACAAGGCUCUGUUUGAAGUGGGCCUACAGAACGGAGAAAUCAGAACUUUACGUCUGGUCACUGAUAAAGAUUCUGUGAAACAGAAACUCACCGUUGUUGUUGAGGACAACGGGCGGCCCUCUCGCUCAGCUACAGUGAAUGUGAACGUGGCGGUGGCCGACAGCUUCCCGGAAGUACUUUCAGAAUUCACUGACUUUACGCAGGGCAAGGAUUACAAUGACAGCCUUACGUUUUAUUUAGUCUUGGCUCUUGCAGUGGUUUCAUUCCUUUUUAUCGUCUCAAUCAUUGCCAUGGUGACAGUGAAGUGCUAUAGAUGGAGACGCGAACGAUUGUUUUAUAAAUCCAACGGAAAUCUCCCAGUUAUCCCCUAUUAUCCACCGCUUUACGCAGACGUGGGAGGAACCGGAACUCUUCAGCGUGCAUAUAAUUACGAGGUAUGCAGAACUACUGACUCUAGAAAGAGUGAUAUGAAGUACAUCAGACCUUGCAGUCAGAGCAUCAUUAGUCUGGACGCCUGUGGAACGCAAACACUACAGCACGUAUCAGAAAAAGGGAUUGAUGAGUCAGAGAAUCAGGUGAGAUUUUUCCACUGA
This is a messenger RNA of Conger conger (European conger), 1113 nucleotides long. Its product is annotated as protocadherin gamma-A4-like. Gene Ontology annotation, cellular component: plasma membrane. Bases 1 to 1113 code for a protein of 370 amino acids. Gene Ontology annotation, biological process: homophilic cell-cell adhesion. The record is from RefSeq and is a predicted model, not a curated record. Gene Ontology annotation, molecular function: calcium ion binding. The transcript has 2 exons. NCBI's taxonomy places the organism in Eukaryota, Metazoa, Chordata, Actinopteri, Anguilliformes, Congridae.